AUGCAGAUAUUUAUAUUUUUCUUGCUGAUAGUUCUUGAGAUGGCAAACAGUGCGGAAUAUUAUACAAAAGAAAAAGGGGAGAAAUUGCUAAAACAGGACAAAUAUGUAUCUGCUCUUCUCUAUCUUGAAAACUAUGGAUACCUAGACUCCCAGGAAAAGGAAAAUAAUGCCACGCUAGUAGAUAUUUUCCACACCGGGCUGGCAAGACUACAAUCUUUCUUUGAAAUACCUCAGACUGGAAUGCUAGAUGAAAGAACUCUGGAGGGAAUUAGAAAACCUAGAUGUGGAGUCAGAGAUUUAAAGAAAAAUGGUGCAGGAGGGUUGCAAGAUAAAAUCAUUGAAAUCAGUGAUAAAAAUCCUCCCAGACGAUUUCGUAGAUUUUCACUUUCCGAAGAUUUUUUCUCAGAUAUGCUUUCCCUUUUAGGGCAGAGAGUUCAAGGAGGAGGUGGUGGUUGGGGAGGGGGUAGUAGCAGAUGGAGAUCCUUACAAUUAACUUACAGGGAAAAAUCAUAG
Messenger RNA from Eurytemora carolleeae, 513 nucleotides. Its product is annotated as interstitial collagenase A-like. The record is from RefSeq and is a predicted model, not a curated record. Gene Ontology annotation, molecular function: metalloendopeptidase activity. Lineage: Eukaryota; Metazoa; Arthropoda; Copepoda; Calanoida; Temoridae. Bases 1 to 513 code for a protein of 170 amino acids. The transcript has 9 exons. Gene Ontology annotation, biological process: collagen catabolic process; extracellular matrix organization.